This is a messenger RNA of Closterium sp. NIES-65, 675 nucleotides long. The record is from the annotation of a GenBank genome assembly. Lineage: Eukaryota; Viridiplantae; Streptophyta; Zygnematophyceae; Desmidiales; Closteriaceae.
AUGCAGAAGGGGAGCAUCCGGACGCACCAGCGCUCCACCGCACACCAGGAUGCACACGCCGAGAUGAAGUCGAAGGAGAGCCGAAAGCUUUGUCAAACGCUGCUGAGCGAGUUCGAGGGGUUGGAUCGCAACACUCUUCACAUCAUCACUGUUCUCAAGACUACCGUGUACAUCUGCAAGUCGGAGGCGCCAAUCACCUCCUACGUGGGCACCAUCAAGUUCAUGGCCGAGCUCGGAGUCCCGAACCUUCCCUUGGAUUCCAAGGGAAACUACUUUUCGGAGUACGGUUUCGGGGAGCUGCUAGAAGCUGCAGCGAAGUACAUGCGGCAAGAGCAACUGAAGCAGAUCGAGGCGAGCCCGUACAUCUCCAUUCAGCUCGAUGAGAGUACUGACAAGGCGCGCGGCAAGCACAUGAUCGUCUACGUCCACUUCAUGAAGGAGGGAGCGAGCGUCUGCGAGUUCCUCACGCUGCUGACAGUUGACAAGUGUGACGCGGCAAGUCUAGUCGACGUGCUACUCACCCACCUUGACGCCGUGGGCAUGGACUUGUCCAAGAUUGUUGGAAUCAGCACCGACAGCGCCAGAGUAAUGACGGGCACCAACAAUGGUGUUGUGGCACGACUCCGGCAGCGGAAUCCCUAUCUCGUGUCGUGCCACUGCAUCGCACAUCGAUAA